This is a messenger RNA of Carlito syrichta (Philippine tarsier), 1434 nucleotides long. It is a transcript of the gene SLC30A2, whose product is annotated as solute carrier family 30 member 2. The transcript is spliced from 8 exons. Gene Ontology annotation, biological process: zinc ion transmembrane transport; response to zinc ion. Gene Ontology annotation, cellular component: plasma membrane. Gene Ontology annotation, molecular function: zinc ion transmembrane transporter activity. The coding region runs from base 228 to 1337 and encodes 369 amino acids. Lineage: Eukaryota; Metazoa; Chordata; Mammalia; Primates; Tarsiidae. The record is from RefSeq and is a predicted model, not a curated record.
GGGGCGCAGCGGCGGGGCCCGAGACUCGGGAGGGCUCGGCGUGCGGAGCGCGGAGCGGGAGCGCGAGCGGGAGCCGGAGCCGGAGCCGGAGCCGAAGCCGGGGUGGGCGCAGCGGGCGAGACCCUCCCGGCAAGUGGGUGCGCGUCCCGGAGCGUCUCGCGCGCAACUUCCAGGGCGCACCUGGCGGGGCGGUGGCACGUGGCCGCCCGUACCCAGCGCGGGGCCGCAUGGAGGCCACGGAGAAGCGGCACCUGUUGGACGCCAGGCUCGGAGUCCGGUCAUACACAGGAUCUCUGUGGCAGGAUGGGACUGGUUGGAUCCCUCUACCUGGACCUGGCCUGGACUUGCAAGUCAUUACUACCCAGAGCAACCAUUACUGCCAUGCCCAGAAGGGUCCUGGCAGUCACUGUGACCCCCAGAAGGAGAAGGCCCGGCGCCAGCUCUAUGUGGCCUCUGCCAUCUGCCUGGUGUUCAUGAUCGGAGAAGUCAUUGGUGGGUAUCUGGCACACAGCUUGGCCAUCAUGACCGAUGCAGCCCACCUGCUCACUGACUUUGCCACCAUGCUUAUCAGCCUUUUCUCCCUCUGGAUGGCCUCCAGGCCAGCCACCAAGACCAUGAACUUCGGCUGGCAGCGAGCUGAGAUCCUGGGAGCCUUGCUCUCUGUGCUGUCCAUCUGGGUCGUGACUGGAGUGCUGGUGUACCUGGCUGUGGAGCGGCUGAUCUCUGGGGACUAUGAGAUUGAGGGGGGAACCAUGCUGAUCACAUCAGGCUGCGCUGUGGCUGUGAACAUCAUAAUGGGGUUGACCCUUCACCAGUCUGGCCAUGGGCACAGCCACGGCGCCAGCCAGCAGCAGGAGAACCCCAGCGUCCGAGCUGCCUUCAUCCAUGUGAUUGGAGACUUUCUUCAGAGCUUGGGUGUCCUGGUGGCAGCCUAUAUUGUAUACUUCAAGCCAGAGUACAAGUAUGUAGACCCCAUCUGCACCUUCCUCUUCUCCAUCCUGGUCCUGGGGACGACAUUGACCAUCCUGAGAGAUGUGAUCCUGGUGCUGAUGGAAGGGACUCCCAAGGGUGUGGACUUCACAGCCGUGCGAGAUCUGUUGCUGUCAGUGGAGGGGGUGGAAGCCUUGCACAGUCUGCAUAUCUGGGCGCUGACAGUGACCCAGCCCGUGCUGUCUGUCCACAUCGCCAUUGCUCGGAAUGCAGAUGCCCAGGAGGUGCUGAAGGUGGCCAGCGCCCAACUCCAGGGGAAGUUCCAUUUCCACACCAUGACCAUCCAGAUUGAGGACUACUCUGAGGACAUGAAGGACUGUCAGGCGUGCCAAGGCCCCUCAGACUGACUGCCUGGCCAGGCCCCAGCUGGACACGGACAGGAUCUCCAGGUGGCUGGUCUGAGUGUCCUCUGGGCCCAACCAGGACUCUUCCUACUCCUGCUGU